AUGUGGGUGAAGAUGACUUGCACAGCAGUUGGAUGGCCACAUAGACAUAGUUCCCUUAUUUGGGAAACACGUAGCGUAUGUCUCUGGCAGGAAAGAGCAUCAGAAUAUAGCUGCAUUAUCACCCGGAGGGCUAAAACACACGCCCGUUUUAGGCUUUUCUCAAAGGUUGCUUAUCUGUGCCCUCAUUUUAUCUUGGUGGCACUGUGAACUAAGUGCAGCUGUCAACAUGCUCCCCCGCAGAUGAGGAGGUACCUUAGGAGGCCCAGCUGCAGAAUCCUGCCUGCAGCAGAGCGGGGACUGGAAGGCAGGCCUUCAAGGUAGCUGCCUGCAGCACAGCCUUCCUGGAACCUGACGGGUUCAGUCCCAAAGAUGAGCUUUGAAAGGCCUAAAAGGAAAUCCAAGAUCACUGCCUCCCGCAAACUCAUGCUGAAGAGCCUGAUGCUAGCCAAGGCCAAGGAGUGCUGGGAGCAGGAACACGAGGAGCGAGAGGCCGAGAAGGUGCGCUAUCUAGCGGAGCGCAUCCCCACGCUGCAGACCCGCGGCCUGUCCCUCAGCGCCCUGCAGGACUUGUGCCGAGAGCUACACGCCAAGGUGGAGGUGGUGGAUGAGGAGCGAUAUGAUAUCGAGGCCAAAUGCCUCCACAACACGAGGGAGAUUAAGGACCUGAAGCUGAAGGUGCUGGACCUCCGUGGGAAGUUCAAGCGCCCACCCCUGCGCAGGGUCCGCGUCUCAGCUGACGCCAUGCUCCGAGCCCUACUGGGCUCCAAGCACAAGGUAUCCAUGGACCUGCGGGCCAACCUCAAGUCUGUGAAGAAAGAAGACACAGAGAAGGAGCGGCCCGUGGAGGUGGGAGACUGGAGGAAGAAUGUGGAGGCCAUGUCUGGCAUGGAAGGCCGGAAGAAGAUGUUCGAUGCUGCCAAGUCCCCAACCUCACAGUAGAGAUUCCGGGGUCCGGUCCCACUCACCCAUCUUCCUGCCAGUGCCUGGAACACCCCUGCUAUGCCCUUCCUCCAGCCUGCACAGCCAGCCUUGGGGUCAGGAUGAAAUGGCACACAGAGAAGAGAGAUGGGAGUCUGAGACUUCACCCCCGCAGCGUGGGCUUACGCUGACCCUCGAGGCCUGCUGGGUGCCACGCCGAGGGGCCGCAGGCUGAGGAGGGAGGCAGAGAGAACACCUGUCCCACAGCCCCGCAUUGCUCUCCCCACCCCCACCCCCCCCGUUUCUGCUGCUACCUGCAGUGUCCACAGGCAUCACAACUCCAUUAAAAACCCAUGUUCCCGGUG
Molecule: messenger RNA, 1283 nt
Organism: Mesocricetus auratus (golden hamster)
Lineage: Eukaryota; Metazoa; Chordata; Mammalia; Rodentia; Cricetidae
Gene: Tnni1
Product: troponin I1, slow skeletal type
Exons: 7
Coding region: 370-939 (189 amino acids)
Biological process (GO): muscle contraction
Cellular component (GO): troponin complex
Source: RefSeq, a predicted model, not a curated record